Molecule: messenger RNA, 1911 nt
Organism: Podospora anserina S mat+
Lineage: Eukaryota; Fungi; Ascomycota; Sordariomycetes; Sordariales; Podosporaceae
Exons: 1
Coding region: 1-1911 (636 amino acids)
Molecular function (GO): protein binding
Source: RefSeq, a predicted model, not a curated record
AUGCCUACAUCAUGCAAGGGCAACCGUCCGCUGACAUCGGGUGCUCAAAACAGGGAGAUAGGCGCCCAAACACUCAAAGACGUGCGCCAAAUAAAAGACAUGUCCUACCAGACCAAGCAUAUCUCUCGCCAAGCAAGAGACACGGCCGACCAAACAAAAAGAAUGACCUCCAAAUUACAAAGUGACGUCCAAAAAAACGGCGUCGUAGCCUGCCAAACACAGGCCACUGUCCUCAAUAUCGAAUCCCAACUCAAAAAACUCAUCAAGGCAUCCCGCGCACCGAGUCCAGGACGCCAAUUUGCAGAUUGGGUUCCGCCAUUGGUGAGGACACUUUUGCUCAACGGUGAGAGCGUCGACAAGCGACAACUGCCUAACAGAUACACUGCCCUACAAAAUGCUUGUAGUGACCCCGAUCAAUCCGACAACAAAAUUGCUCUUGUCAGCUUUCUGCUCGACGAGGGGGCUGAUCCAAGGCUUACCACUGAAGGUGCUCAGUCAACAUCCCUACACCUCGCUGCCUACAACAACAACGUGAAAGCACUGAAGGCUAUCAAGAGAAGCUUGGUGCCGGAGGACGACGGACCUGCUGAUGCCAAGACACUCGCCGCUCGAGCUACAAAGCUUCCUGUUUUCACCAAGGAACAAGAGGUGACGACACUACCUCGUCGACCUUCAACUUCGAUGAGUACGGUGUCAACCGUGCAGCGCUAUAGACGUCACAAAAAGGAAUGGAAGAGUCUCCUAUGUAAGGCCAACAAGAACGGUAGGAAUGUCCUUCACAUGGUUGCUUGGGGGGCAGCACCUGAGGCGGCCGAGUUUUUGGUUAGCGAGAUUGUGAGAGAGAGGCUGAGUGAGCGGUUGGUUAGGGAGCAGGACGACAAGGGAAGAACGCCUUGGGAUGUCUUGUCUGGAAAAUUUUCCAGGGGAGAUAAGGAUGAAAGAGCGUUCAGGAAGAUGAAGACUGCGUUAGAAAAGGCGGGUGCCCACUUGGCUGCAGCUCAAGAGAAGGAACUAGCAAAGGAGGUACAGGCUAAGGCGCUACCUCAAGUCGACGAGCAACAUGAAGGUACAAAGAAUGCGUCAAAGACCACUCCACGCCAGCAACCACGCCGGAGCCCGCCUCGAGGCAGGUCUGAGGUUCGUUCUCCACAGAAGCAUGAGGACCGUGGUCGGAAUACAACCCCAGACUCAGGUCAACGACAGAAUGACCAAAGCCAUCUCAAAUAUCCAGAUUGUAGAGAUGAUGACCGGUCACUGGGAAAGAGCGACAGCCGCCGUGGAAGAUCCAAGGCACCUACGAAGGAUGCCAGCCAGAACAGGACCAACAGACAACGAUCGAACAGUCCACAGGUCGCCAGACAGGAUUUGUGCACAAAUAAGAUAUCGAGUCACAAAGUGACACCUGACACUGGCAGGAGCGACAAAGCGGCCGGUGACAAACAAAAACCCAGAAAGAAUACACCAAAACCUCGAGGUGUUCAUUCAAGCCAGAUGAAGAAGCCGCCACCAAGUCGAGAUACUAGAGCAGCCAAUUUACCGCCCCCCGUGAACCAGAGGAGCAGGUCCCCAAAUACCUUGCCUGAUUUGAAGCAAGAUGCCAAAUGCAAGAUGCGUCCAGUGUCAUCUCAAAGUGAAAGCCAAAAGAAGCCUAAGAGUAGAGUCUCCACGGGCGAGGUCAGAAAAAGCACGAGGAGUGCUGGGUGGGAUACAGCAUCCAGAUAUGGGGCUCACAGCGAGAAAAGAGGUGCUGUUCGGAAUAAAAAAGACUUAGGUGGUGAUCUUUGGAAUCAAGUGUUGCCGUCAAAGGACAGUCUUGUAGAAGCAGGUCCUCAAUUUGGUCAGAUGUUACAGACUGAACCUCUUAUCAAGAAGUGGUUGGACAGUGUUCCAGUUAAUUGUGGCUUUUAUUGA